UACCCGGAAGUGUUAGCAGAAACAUGGUGGCCACUAGGAGUGGGGCACGCUUGUGCUCCUCAAAUACAGCUGAAGCAGAUGAAACACAAAAUAAUAUGGAGGCCACCCCUUCGGGAAAUGUAAGGACGAGGAGUAGAGCUGCGCAAGGGGGCACCAGCUCACAGUCCGAAGUAUUGAGCGUUUCUCAGAAUGAUGGGGGGGUGCCUCCCACCUCUCUGUUACACAGCUCUGCCGUGAGGAGGAACACAAAAACGGCACAAUGCCAGGACCUCAGUGCCCCCCAGCUGGACUCCACCCACGAGGCCGAUGUGUCCGAGUCAGAGUCCUGCUGUUCAGAGAUGUCGGAUCGACAGAACCCUCCUGAAGGCCGGGUAACCCGGAGCCGAAGGAGGCGCACCUCGCCCCGGCAGACCGGCCGCUCGCAGAGAGACGGAGAUGCGGUGUCUGAGGCGGACUCUGUGUCUUCGUCGGUAUCAGCCACCCGGGAACCAAGGACUCAAAGAGUCACUAGGAGCCAGAGGAAGAGCGCUAUGUGCCCGUCUGCCAAACAGCACACGGAGGAGCACGAGUCUGAGCCAGACUCCUGCUCCUCCAACGUCUCUGGCCUUCAGAGCACCGUUGUCCGUCGUACGAUGAGGAACAGGAAGUUCAGAGCGAUUACGCCAGUUCACAUGAGUCUCGGGAAUGAUGCCGACUUAGAUGUUACUCCCACUGUGUGUUUAACUCGAGUUACCGUAGCUAAGCCGGCUUCUACCGGUGAGACCACAGCCUUCGACUCGGAAGGGUUUGAGUCUGGGCCAAGUAGAACUCCCAGGAAAUCCAGUCGAAAAUGUGUGUUAGCCAGGUCGCAGGGCCGUAUUUUGGCUUUAUCUGAUUCGGGAUCUGAAUCGACUGAUGCGUGCAGUUCUCUUGCAAGCCGGAGAUCCACAAGAACGAGGGGCACCCCCUGCAGUAGCCGCACAGGGUCAGCCAACAGCAACCGGGCUGUUUCGGUGCCGCAGGUCACACGUGAGGCUUGUGGGUCUCUAGUGGAGGCACCAGAAGCCAUGGAUGUGACCAAAUCGGUGGUUGAGAAUGAAGACGCAGUUGAAGGUGUCGGUAUGAAUUUAGAGAACUCGCUGAUAAAGACAAGUGAGCAGGAGAAGACGCUCACUGCUGAGGAUGUGGAUGGUUUGAGCUCUGAGAAGACUGUUGAACCCCAGGUUUUACCAGAAGUAGCACCGGCCAAUAGUGACAAGGUGACUUUGAGUGAGUCUUCACUUGUAAAGGCAAACCAAGAGGAAAAGGCGGAUAGCAUUGGGGGUGAUGUGGGCACGAAAGAGGGUUAUGACAUGGUUGAUGAUGCCUCUUCAGUCAUACCGAAUUUAUCAAAUCAGAGUCUUAAAUUGAUCUUAUCUGAGUCUGAUCAGAAGGCAGAGAAGGAAUCGGAAGAGGAAAAGACUUUGCUUGAGGAGCCUUCAGAUAAUGACACAGAAGAGGCUGACCACCACAAGGAAGCAAAGAAACCCUGUUUGCUUCUGCUGGAUAGCAGUGAAGAUGAGGGCGAUAGUGAGGAUGGGCGUUCAGUGCAGGAAAGCGAGUCAGAUGGUGACAAUAUGGACAAUGAUGGGGAAAACCAAAAUUCUUCUUCAAAUCAGAACCAGGCGGGUCCCUCAAAAUGCGAGGCGCCCAUGCCAUGCGAUGGACUGUUCGUCAUUGACACGCAGCCUGGUCUUCGAUUUGAUGAUAAGUACUAUUUGGAUGAGGAACAGGAAAUGAAGGAAAAUGAGGUGGGAGAAGAAGAUAAUGAUAUGGAGGAAGACCAGAACGAAGAAGAAUUUGUUGAUGAAGAGGAGGAUGAUGAAGAUUCUGAAUUGCUUUUUAAAAGCAAAAACAAAGCUUCGUUUGAGCUCUCCAGCAGCAUUGACCCAGGACUCAAAAUAAAGGAAUUUGGUGGAUUAUACAUAAAUUUCGACGGCAAAAAAUCAAAAGGUGUGUCCGAUACUUUGAAAAAACUGAAAGAACAGAAGAAUCAAGAUGAACUUUUGAAGAAGAGUGUGAUUGGCCCUGAUUUUGAAAAGAAGGAUGCUAUACCGCCCUACAAGGAGUCGCAGAAGAAACUGAAAGUGAAGCGCAGGGAGGAGAGAGAGAAGACAACUGGAGAUGGCUGGUUUAACAUGAAGGCCCCCGAGUUAACAGAGGAGUUAAAGAACGACCUGAGAGCGCUGAAGAUGCGGUCGGCGAUGGACCCCAAGAGGUUUUACAAGAAGAACGAUCGGGAAGGUUUCCCAAAAUACUUGCAGGUCGGCACGGUUGUCGACAGUCCUGUGGACUUCUAUCACGCCCGCAUUCCCAAGAAGCAGCGGAAGAGGACCAUCGUGGAGGAGCUGCUGUCCGACGCGGAGUUUAGGAGUCGCAACAAGAAGAAAUACCAGGAGAUCAUGGCCGAAAAAGCAGCAAUGGCAUCUGGAAAGAAGAAGCACAGGAACUUAAAUAAGUCAAAUAAAAAAAAGGCGGGCAAACCGCUUUAAGUGUGACUGUAUUGCAUCUGGAAACAGCUGAGCUGUCUCACUGAAUGGCUUCUGGAGUAAUAAAUGCUGAUGACUGACGUGUGCGUUCAGACAUUUUCAGUCUGAACAGUGCAUGCAGACCUAGAUGAAGCCAGAUUAACCUAUUCCUUUUUUAUGUAUCCUACUCUGCCCCCUGCUGGACAAAGCACGCAAUAAUUUGUAAACCGAACCAGAACAAACUGGACUCUAUUUUGUACACUGUGUACAUUUCCUGUAAGGGGAAUAGUAGAAGAUUUCUGAAGAUAGUGCUACUCUAUGACAUUGUUUGAAUGGGAUAAAGGUGGACACUGUUUCAAAGGCAGACUCCAUUUUAACCAGUUAUGUGAAAGAAUCUCUUUUAAACAAACUAUAUCCUGGGACCUUUAAAUCCCUCUUCCAUGAGGUGGCGCCGCUGUGAAAUGUCAUUGACUGAAUGUUCUGAGUUGGAGCAGUGCUUCUGUCUUCUUACCCCCAGCAGCACAAUAAACAGCCCUGGCCUGCAGGA
Molecule: messenger RNA, 3033 nt
Organism: Paramormyrops kingsleyae
Lineage: Eukaryota; Metazoa; Chordata; Actinopteri; Osteoglossiformes; Mormyridae
Gene: dnttip2
Product: deoxynucleotidyltransferase, terminal, interacting protein 2
Biological process (GO): RNA processing
Cellular component (GO): nucleolus
Molecular function (GO): RNA binding
Source: RefSeq, a predicted model, not a curated record